Scedosporium apiospermum is the source of this 1755-nucleotide messenger RNA. RefSeq lists its product as uncharacterized. The transcript has 5 exons. The record is from RefSeq and is a predicted model, not a curated record. Lineage: Eukaryota; Fungi; Ascomycota; Sordariomycetes; Microascales; Microascaceae. Bases 1 to 1755 code for a protein of 584 amino acids.
AUGUUCGCAGGAGCAGCCUUUGUGGACAUGAAAUUACUCACGACUGUGGGUUAUCUGUCGCGUAUUGAUGCGCAGCGUCAGCUUUUCCAGAAGGUUGAGCUUCUCUACGAGUACGACUGUGAGCCAGAUGGACUUGUGGUUACUCAGGCCCUCCUGCUCCUAACCUUCCACUACGAAAGUCCGGACGAUCCCCAGGAUACCUGGCAAUGGGUGGGCCUCAUGGCCUCCAAGGCCCUCGGUCUAAACUUGCACGUCCCGCCUGACGAAGGGAAGAUGCCUGAAAGGCGGAUGAUCUACUACACUGCUCUAUCGACCUUGCACCGGCCUCGGGCGCUGGGUGGUACGCGUUUGGGACCUUUUUCAUCUACCGGCGCUUCCGCAAAUGCGGCGGAGUCGAGGGCAAUUAUCCGUACAGCGGCAACGGCAAUUUCGAGCUUCGCAACGGAGUUAGAUAACAGGGAUCUGGUCAAGUAUCUACCCUUGACAGGAAUUACCGUGCUUCUUCCCGCCCUCGCUACCCACCUGCUCGACCUCAAGUGCCCGGAAGUUACCAUCCGAGACAAGGCGACGCAAGGAUUUUCGCAGUGCAUUCGAGUCCUCAACCAACUAAGGUCUACCUAUAUUGCCGCAGAUUGCAGCGCAAUAUUCGUCGAACAUGCGGUUCGUGCCACGAGUGCUAGGAUCGCAUCUCCGACGGAGAGCGUGGAUUCGGCCCUUGUCGAUGAUUGCCUAGACGUCUUCGAAGCUGGCCACUUGUUGGACGAUUUGGCUAGCAUGACAGAUUGGCAACGAGAUCCAGAUCAACAAACAAAUGGGUCUAGUUCGCCACCAGAAUCCUGGAGCAAGUAUUCCCCCUUCUUCAGGAGUACCUCCACGACGCCCGACGACUUCUUUCCGAACCCGCCCAACGGAGGACGAAGAAAGCGCUCCAGCCCGACGAGCUCCCUCGCUGAGACAGUUCUUCAUUUAGCUCCCGCCAAAAAGAGGGACAGAAACCUUCGCUCUUUCCGCGCUCCUGGACUCCGCCUAUCCUGCCGAAACUGCGAGAACACUGUCCACUGGGCGUCUGAUGACCAUUGCGAAGAGCACUUGGCCCUGGAAGAGCAACAACGCGCCCAAUAUGCCGCCCGGAAGAUAAUUAGAGACGCCCUCCACUUUCUCCUCCUUCUUUUCCUUGCCCCCGGUGCGUGGGCCGCCAAGGAAGACCUGUCUUGGGAGACUAUCGGCCACACCACCCCAACAAUCGUCGUCGCCGCCCUUGCUACUUCGACCCUCUUCUAUGCCCAAAACCUUAAGAAGCUGUGCGGCUGGGCCCAAGGGAAACCCCCGACAGACCUGCCUAAGCUUCCCCGAGAUACCCGGGACCUACUUGCGAACGUUCGAAAUGUCCUGAUGAGUGCCGAACUUCCCCCGGAACGGAGAGUUAAGAAAGACGAGACCUUCGCCGAAUACGCCAAAAGAACCCUGGAUGGCGACCUCAUCGUUGUAGACAGGGCCAGAAGAAAUGAACGACGCAUGGGAAUUGUAACUAUGGUCAGUCUCGCCAAGGCGUUUGGGGACCUUAUAGAAGCAGGAGCCGACCUUUCCGACAAAUACGAUGAACUGGAACAAGAGAAGAAUUACAAAAACCUAGCGGCUACACCUUCGAGGAAAUCGACGACCGAUGCACACGCUGGGUUACUCGCACCGAUAAGGCGGCCAAUUCGAGUGACGAUGCGCCACCGAACGCCGCAGAAUUGGCCGAGACUCUCUUAA